Molecule: messenger RNA, 3341 nt
Organism: Oreochromis aureus
Lineage: Eukaryota; Metazoa; Chordata; Actinopteri; Cichliformes; Cichlidae
Product: E3 ubiquitin/ISG15 ligase TRIM25-like
Exons: 1
Coding region: 164-1858 (564 amino acids)
Molecular function (GO): protein binding; zinc ion binding
Source: RefSeq, a predicted model, not a curated record
ACGAACAUAUAAAUGUUCAUUCAUUUCAGAGAAGCAGAGACACAUGACAAAGGACAACUAAGCUUUGGUCUGUAUUUUCUACGUGUCUGUGCAUAUCUGUCUGUGCGCUUUGGUGUGUGUAUAAGAAAGUGAAACUGUUUCACACUCAGUGUCUCUUCGUGAAAUGGCGCAGCAACAUAUUCAAGUAGAGAAGAAAAGGCUCUGCUGUUCGAUCUGUUUGGAUCUGCUGAAGGAUCCGGUGACUAUUCCCUGUGGGCACAGCUACUGUACAAACUGUGUUAAAAAUCAUUGGGAUGAGGAAGAUCACAAGAAAACCCACAGCUGCCCUCAGUGCAGACAGACCUUCACACCGAGGCCUGCUCUGAAGAAAAACACCAUCUUGGCAGAGUUAGUGGAGGAGCUGCAGAAGACUGAACUACCAGCUGAUCACUGCUACGCUGGACCUGGAGAUGUGACCUUUAAUGUCCGCACUGGGAGGAAGCUGAAAGCUACCAAGUCCUGUCUGCAGCGUCUGGUCAAUUACUGUGGGCAACACCUCCAGCCUCUGUAUGAAUCCCCUGCCUAUAAAAAACACAAGCUCAUCAAACAAUCAGGGAAGCUCCAGGGGAACAUCUGCUCUUGUCACGGUAAAGAGUUGAAGCUUUUCUGCCGCACAGACCAGAAGUGUAUCUGCCUUCUCUGCGCAGUGUAUGAACACAAACACCACGACAUGAUCUUGGCCUCAGAAGAAUGCAUUAAAUGGGAGGGGGAGCGUGUUUCAAGUCAACAACAGGUUAAAAAGAGAAUCCAGGACAGAGAGAAUGAUAUGAAGGUGCUUCAGCAUGAGAUGGAUGCUAUAAAUUAUUCUGCUGAUAAGGCUCUCAAGGAAAGCGAGGAGAUCUUUACUCAGUUGCUUCAUCUUAUCAACAACAUGCGCUCUGAUGUGAAGUUGCAGAUUAAAUCCCAGCAGAAAACAAAAGUCAGUCGAGCAAAAGAGCUUCGAGCCAAGCUGCAGCGGGAGCUCAGUUGGCUGAGGAGGAGAGAUGCUGAGCUGGAGCAGCUGUCACAUACAAAAUAUCAUGCAACGUUUAUUCAAAAUUACUCCUCUUUGACAUGCAUAAAUCAGGGAACCGACCCACGCAGGAUUAACAUGCAUCUUCUGCAGUACUUUGAGGAUGUGACACUAACUCUGCACAAGGCCAAAGAAAAACUACAAGGGAUUCUUACUGAUACUUCCACCAAAAUCUCACUGAUAGAGAAAGAAGUUAGUGUUUCAGUGCCAUCAGGAGAGCCUAAGACCCGAGCAGAAUGUUUAAAACACUCACAAGUACUCACACUGGAUCCAAACACAGCAAACACACACUUGUCACUAACUGAAGGAAACAAAAAAGCAACUGUGAUGAGUGAAAAACAGUUAUAUCCCAGUCAUCAAGACAGAUUCACUGACAUGUUUCAGGUCCUGAGCCGAGAGAGCCUGAGUGGACGUCAUUACUGGGAGGUGGAGAAGAAGUCGUUUGAAGUUUCAAUAGCAGUUACCUACAAAGAUAUCAGAAGAACAGGGUAUGAAAGUGGAUUUGGAAAUGAUGACAAAUCCUGGGCUUUAGAGUGUUUUAAUAAGAGUUAUCAGUUCAGACACAAUGCCACCAGCACUUUAAUCAGAGGCCCUCAGUCUUCCAGAAUAGGCGUGUACCUGGAUCACAGUGGAGGUAUUUUGUCCUUCUACAGCGUCUCUGACACGGUGACUCUCCUCCACAGAGUUCAGACCACAUUCACUCAGCCACUGUGUCAGGGUCUUGGUGUUUUUGCUUCUUCUGAUGCUGCUGCUGCUGCUGAGCUGUGCGAGCUCAAAAAAAUACUAGUGCCUGUAAGUCAUGUGUAAGUUGUCCUAAAAAUCAGUGAUUUUCAUGAGAGUAACUGAGGGACAGGCAAAGACUUUAGGCAGUAAAAGAUGUAUUAAUAGCAUAAAACAAAACAAAAAAGCAUCUGAAGAUUAUAAAUAAGGAUAUGUAACAAUAAUCAUGAAAACUAUAACUAAACUUGAACAAAGACACAAUUUGGGGACAUAGCAGUUCAAGCUACUUGUGCUAAAAGUCAGUGAUUACUGUAAAAAGAAAUAUUUGUGGCCACAUAUGGUUGUUUCUAUGGUAGAAGAGGGUUAAUAGCAUAAAGAAAGCUUUUAGAAAUAAUUAUUUGACCGUUUUUAUACAAGAUACAUAGAUUCUGUCAUGGGGACUCAAAUGGCACUAAAUAGUUUGAAUGAACCAAACAUAAAGUUAAAUAUUUUAUUACUCAUCACUGCCUGUAUUGAUUUAAAUUUAAAUAGUAGAAGCCUCACAGUAGGUCAAUACAAUAUUUCUCUUUAAAAUCCUCAAAGGUGAUCCAUUAGAGUCCAGUCAGGUGGCAUAUUGGCCAGUUUUCAUUUCAGCUUCCAUAGAAUCUGAGAAGUGGGUUAAGUUGCUUAGCAUGCUAAUACACAGCAGCGUUAUCUGACUUUUGUCUUUGUUCCUGUUGUAUAGCCACUAAAAGGGUGAUGCUUUCAAUGAACUGAAACAAAAGUAGGGAACUUUUCUAUGUAACCAUGCUUCUGUGAAAAAUUUGACACAAACAUAUUAGAGUUAACAUACUAAUCUCCUAAAGAGUAGAAAAUUCAGCAAAGCUUUUUUUUUUCUUUUUUUUAAAUACUUAAUAUAUCCCACCUUUAUUUUCUGGAACGCUUCUGCUCUGCUUAAACAGAGUUGUGUUGUCAUCUCCUGUUUACAUUAGCAGACAUUCCUAAAUCUCCAGAGCAAUUAAAUAAAGCAAACAUGGAAGUGAGUCAGCUGAAGUAAAGCGGGUGUGGGUGUGGAGGGGGCGUCAGCAGGUUUACAGAGAUCAGUUUGUUUUGUGAUAUGUUUUCUUUUUGAUAACUAAACUGUCAAAUCAUGUUUUUGUUUGUUUGUUUGUUUUAGUUUUUUAAAACAUAUGUCAGGUUUAUGAUCAUUAUUUAAAAAUAGAAAAGCACAUUUAAACCUGGACUGAGCCGAGACUGGUUUUAAAACCAAGUGUAAAGAAGAUCCAGUGAUUUAUUUCAUAGUUUGCUAAAGCUCAAGACUUUGUGUGUUUUCAGACACAAGUCUUUUUUUCACAUGUUUACACUCCAGUAUUAUUAGCUUAAAAUACGAACUCUGUAGUCAAAGAGUAGUUAUUUUCAAAUGAAUUUGAACAUUUGCACAGUGAAGAGAAGUUGCUUGAAAUGUUUAAACCUGUGUUUUGUUGUAUGUGAAUAUUUGCACAAUCCUUGUUAAGUCUCUAACAUUUUUUGCAAUUAAAAACCUUGAUUUCUGAUUGUUAUUUUCAAUAAAGAAAUAUGGAUCUAUUUUAAA